Molecule: messenger RNA, 7114 nt
Organism: Cherax quadricarinatus
Lineage: Eukaryota; Metazoa; Arthropoda; Malacostraca; Decapoda; Parastacidae
Source: RefSeq, a predicted model, not a curated record
AUGAAUCUCGCAGGAGAAUCACUGGUGAAGCAACCCCAUUAUCGUCGUCUACCAGACAUACCCAACGCGUGCGUAGUUGAGGAACUGCCACAGACAGAUGGGCUAGAGUUCUGGACAGAGUGUCGCUUCUGGCAGACCCGGAAGAUCUGCGGACGCAAAACGAGGAUUCGCUUCGAGUGUUGUGAGGGAUUCGAACGGAUUAGCGGAGAAGACGGAUGCACGCGAGUAAAGCCUUUGAUGAAUUUGUUGGAGACAGCGGAGAGCUUAGGGGCCACUAAAUGGGCCCAGUAUAUCAGAGAUUCAGGUCUCGCUGGAGAGCUGGAAGCUGCGGCUGCCUACACUCUCUUCGCACCCACCAAUGAAGCCUUCGAUAAGCUGCGACGGUCACUAAGAAGUCAGAUGGACUCCUACCAUGGCAACCCCAACAACCCCAUCCUACUGUACCACAUCCUGCCCAGGAAGUUACUAAGUGAAGAGUUCCAGUCUAACACUAUGGCUGAGACCAGACACCAAGGUCACAACAUUAGGAUCAACAAGUACUCGAAUGGGAUGACGACCAUCAACUGUGCUUUGCUAAUACGUAAGGAUCAGCACGCUACUAACGGCGUUGUUCACCUCAUCAACAACAUCCUGGAUCCUUCUGUAGGCAUCCUGCAGAACGUGGCCGAUAUGGUCUUGAAUGACGGCAGGUUCUCGGUCCUAGCAGAGAUCCUGGAGAAGAGUGGGUACAUCAACGUCCUACGAACAAUGCAGAACGCCAUCACCAUUCUUGCGCCUUCAGACGAGGCAUUCCAAAAACUGCCGGAAUCCAGGAGGGAAAAGAUCAUUAACGACAGGGAAGCCAGACUUGCUCUAAUCCAGAACCACGUCAUCCCUCACGUCAUCUGUGAGUCUGCCAUCACUGGGGAACACAGAGUUAAAACAGUCUCGGACAACAAGCUCACCUUCAACUGUGACAUCGAGGGAGCCUUCGUGGAGACUUCGAAGCUCAGAGGCAACUACAAUCUGGGCAAGAAUGGCAUCAUUCACAUGAUUGAUGACGUUCUUCUGCCCGAUCGAGCCAAGAACUUGAUAGAGCUGGCAGAGAGUCGUCACUUGUACACCUUCGUGGACCUGGUGAAGAAGGCGGGGCUGGAGGAGACAUUGAGUCACACUGGAGAUUACACCUUCUUCGUUCCUGAUGAAGCUGCCUGGUAUGCACUGGACUCUGAUGUAUUGAAUGAUGCUAGAAGGGAUCUGGAUCUAGCGGGACAGCUGGUACGAUUCCAUGGAGCCUAUGGUCGCCAUCUGACCAACACUAUCACUGAUAACCAGGCCAUCAUGUCCCUUAACGAGGAGGACCCCGUCCGUCUUCAGGUGUGGCGCCGAGCACUAGGCGUAGAAGACGCUAAGAUCACAGAGAAAGACAUCGAGGCUCAGAAUGGAGUCAUCCACAUCAUCAACAAGGUCAUCAUGCCUUCCAACCAGUCUGUCAGUGACAUUCUCAGGUCCAUCCCAGACCAUACCUUCAACACAUUCUUGGAGGCAAUAGAGAGUGUCACCUCAGAUGGAAGCACCAUGUUGAGUCUGGGUCCUGGAGAUGAGACCUUUUACACCUUCUUCGUACCCACUGACACCGCCUUCAGAGCCUUGAAUCAGGAGACACGAGCGAGGAUCAAGUCUGACCCAGUGUACGUGAAGGAGGUCGUGAAGAAUCAUGUUGCUGUCAAUAUGUUUCCUGCUACCUCCUUCGAGAAGAACCUCAUCUACACUAUCAACGGCAUGGCAGGGCCAUUCGAUGUGAAGAAGACCGGAAACAACAUUCUCAAGGUAAAUGGUGAGGAAGUCCUGAGCACCCACAUGAGUGCCAAUGGUGUCAUCCACGUAAUUGAUAAAGUCUUCCUGCCCGGGAACUCUUACACAUAUUCUACCAUCAGAAGGGUCACCACAACUGUCUACAAGGAUGGAAAAGCAGUAACAGGUACUGGGAUGUCCUCAACUUCCUCCAGGAGGCCUUCACGUAAACCUUACAGGAAAACAGUGACAUUUGCUGAGACUAAUGAUGGUGGGGAAGUCAACAGGAGCCACCUGCCUGCCUACCCACAAGGUACUGUGUUUUCUGCUAGUGCCUCCAAGAGGAAAACUUCACGAGAGAUGUCGAGAAGGAAGAAUCCAAAUUCUCCUUCCUCCUCCACAUCCUCUUCCUCUUCUUCAACCACUACUAGCACACCCUCCUUCCCAAACGACGCAAGGAGUAACCCUGCUUCCAGCAGUGGCAGAACGGCCUUUCAGGAGACUCAUGUCCAGGGGACUGGAGCCUCAGUACUUGAAUCACCAGUUUCAGUUGACUCACUCAGUAGUGCUUCAGUGAGUGGCCGAGACUCAAAUGACGUCUUUGAGCCUACAGAGCCAGGUCUUAGGGACACCCAUGGCUCAUCUGUCUCUAAAGUCUUUCAGAGUAGGCCAUCAGCAAGUAACAGAGAUCCAAGGCCCAUUGAGCCAGGUCACAGGGACACCCAUGGUUCAUCCUCUGUCUCAAAAGAUCCACAGCAUAGACUAUCAGCAAGUAACAGAGAUCCAUAUAAUAUUCCAGAGCCCACUGAACCUGGUCUGAGGGACACCCAUGGUUCAUCCUCUGUCUCAAAAGAUCCACAGCAUAGACUAUCAGCAAGUAACAGAGAUCCAUAUAAUAUUCCAGAGCCCACUGAACCUGGUCUGAGGGACACCCAUGGUUCAUCCUCUGUCUCAAAAGACCCACAGCAUAGACUAUCAGCAAGUAACAGAGAUCCAUAUAAUAUUCCAGAGCCCACUGAACCCGGUCUGAGGGACACCCAUGGUUCAUCCUCUGUCUUAAAGGUGUCCCAGAGGAAGCCAUCACUGAGUGGAAGAGAUCGGUAUAUUCCAGAGCCCAUUGAACCUGGUCUUGGGGAGACCUUUGAUUCCUCUUUUGCCUCAAAAGUCUCUCAGAGAAGGCCAUCAGGAAGUAACAGAGAUAUGUAUGUCACAGAGCCCACUGAACCUGGUCUUAGGGAUACCUACGAUUCCUCUGUCUCAAAAGUCUCUCAGAAUAGACCAUCACCAAGUAAUAGAGAACCCUAUUUCCCAGAACCCAUUGAACCAGGUCUCAGGGAUACCUAUGGCUCUUCUUCUAUAUCUGAAGUCUCUCAGAGUAGGCCAUCAAUAAGUGGAAGAGAGCGAUAUGUCCCAGAACCUACUGAACCUGGCCUUAGGGGCACCUAUGAUUCUUCCAUCUCAAAAACCUCUCAGAAUAGACCAUCAAUAAGUGGAAGAGACCAAUAUGUCCCAGAACCUACUGAGCCUGGCCUCAGGGACACCUAUGGUUCUUCUUCCAUCUCAGAAACCUCUCAGAGUAGGCCAUCAGUAAGUGGAAGAGACCAAUAUGUCCCAGAACCUACUGAGCCUGGCCUCAGGGACACCUAUGGUUCUUCUUCCAUCUCAGAAACCUCUCAGAGUAGGCCAUCAGUAAGUGGAAGAGACCAGUAUGUUCCAGAACCUACUGAACCAGGUCUAACAGACAGAUAUAGUUCAUCAAAUUCGUCUCAAAGAUUCAAAGAUACAAAGAUACACAAUACAAACGUUCCUAUCAGGAAGCCUGACAGAAGGACCGAAGGCUCAUAUGCUGUACGAGAAGGAUCCUACUCAUCUCCCUCAUAUAAGCCUUCCUCCUCCUCCUCCUCCUCCUCCUCUUCAUCUCUAGCAACCUCCUUGGCAUCAAAUACCCAAGUCACCCGCGGUGAGGUGGACGAUAUUCAUGGACCUCGUAGGGGUGACUCUUCUCACCCUGUCAGGUCUUCCUCCACCACUGACUUGCAUGCUGCUACACUGCCCUCCUCCUCUUCCUCCUCAUCCUCUGCUGGAACCUACAACCUCUCGGCUACUAGGACGAGGCAAGAGGGUUCAAGCACCCUAGAGAAUGAUAGACGCAGUUCCCCUGAUGUCAACCUCCCAGCAGGCUCUGCUUCCAGCACAAGACACUCUACCAGAGUGACUGCAUCACGCACACCCCUUUCCCCAAAAGAGCCAGAUUACUCACGUGGAUCUGGAUAUUCAGGUAGAUCAGGCUCCCCAGGUGAGCCAGGUCAGACAAGUGAGCCAGACCACUCAGGUAGAUCAAGCUUCCAAGGUGAGCCAGGACAUGCAGGUAGAUCAGUCUAUACUGGAAGGUCAGGUUCCCCAGGUGAGCCAGAUCAUUCAGGUAGAUCAGGCUCCCCUGAUGAAUCAGGUCAAUCAGGUAGAUCAGGCCAUUCAGGAAGGUCAGGUGAGUCAGAUCAUUCAAGUAGAUCAGACCAUUCAGGAAGGUCUGGUGAGUCAGGUCAAUCAAGUAGAUCAGACCCUUCAGGAAGGUCAGGUGAGCCAGGUCAUUUAGGUAGAUCAGGCCAUUCAGGAAGGUCAGAUGAACUAGGUCAUCCAGGUGAGCCAGGUCAUUUAGGCAGAUCAGACCAUUUAGGAAGGUCAGGUUCUCCAGGUGAGUCAGCUCAUUCAGAUAGAUCAGACUAUGCAGGAAGGUCAGGUUCCCCAGGUGAGUCAGCUCAUUCAGGUAGAUCAGAUCAUUCAGUAAGGUCAGGUUUCCCAGGUGAGCCAAGUCAUCUAGGUAGAUCAGAUCAGUCAGGGAGGUCAGGUUCCCCAGGUGAGUCAGGUCAAUCAGGUAGAUCAGGCCAUUCAGGAAGGUCAGGUGAGUCAGGUCAUUCAAGUAGAUCAGACCCUUCAGGAAAGUCAGGUGAGUCAGGUCAUUUAGGUAGAUCAGGCUAUUCAGGAAGGUCAGGUGAACCAGGUCAUCCAGGUGAGCCAGGUCAUUUAGGUAGAUCAGACCAUUUAGGAAGGUCAGGUUCUCCAGGUGAGUCAGCUCAUUCAGACAGAUCAGACUAUUCAGGAAGGUCAGGUUCUCCAGGUGAGUCAGCUCAUUCAGGUAGAUCAGAUCAUUCAGGAAGGUCAGGUUUCCCAGAUGAGCCAAGUCAUCUAGGUAGAUCAGAUCAUUCAGGAAGGUCAGGUUCCCCAGGUGAGUCAAGUCAUCUAGGUAGAUCAGAUCAUUCAGUAAGGUCAGGUUUCCCAGGUGAGUCAAGUCAUCUAGGUAGAUCAGAUCAUUCAGUAAGGUCAGGUUCCCCAGGUGAGUCAAGUCAUCUAGGUAGAUCAGAUCAUACAGGAAGGUCAGGUUCCCCAGGUGAAUCAAGUCAUCUAGGUAGAUCAGAUCAUUCAGGAAGGUCAGGUUCCCCAGGUGAGUCAAGUCAUCUUGGUAGAUCAGAUCAUACAGGAAGGUCAGGUUCCCCAGGUGAAUCAAGUCAUCUAGGUAGAUCAGAUCAUUCAGGAAGGUCAGGUUCCCCAGGUGAGUCAAAUCAUCUAGGUAAAUCAGACAAUUCUGUAAGGUCAGGUUUCCCAGGUGAGUCAAGUCAUCUGGGUAGAUCAGAUCAUUCAGUAAGGUCAGGUUUCCCAGGUGAGCCAAGUCAUCUGGGUAGAUCAGAUCAUUCUGGCCAGUCUGGUUACUCCAGAGGCAUUGUCUCUGGCCACCCCAUUGACUCUAGCUUGGGUACUGGGUAUGUUAGCGGCUCUGAACACCUUAAUGGUUCUGAACACUCUAGUGGGUCUGGAUACUCGAGAGGAUCUGGAUACUCAAGAGGAUCUGGAUACUCAAGAGGAUCUGGAUAUCCUGGAGACAUAGGAGAGGGUCGUGGCUUCUCCUCCUCACGGAGAUACUCCUACAAUUACUCCACCAGUCUGGGAGGCCUACAGCCUGGAGGACACAAGGACCUCUCACCCAGUAACUACGGCCUGGGCAUAUUCACGACUGACUCUUCCUCGCAGCGCCCAAACUCUAUCGGCAAAGUCAAUCUUAAUGGGGGAAAGUUUAGCUAUGUGGGGCAUCCUUAUGGCCAGGAUGUGGUGGGACAUACAGACACGGUGGUGGAGAGGGACAGGCCAGUACCACUUCCCUUUACCGUAGCAGGAGAAAACCGUAGGUCUCUGGAAGGUGGUGUCGGGGGUGAUGGAAGGAUUGGCAGCAGAAGACACGAGUACAGUUACUCCCGCGUUGAAGAGAGAGUGCCAGUGAGCAGUAGUGACAUAAAUAGUGAGGUUCUGAGGAGCAGCGCUAGGAGCACGACAACUAGGAGCAGCACUAGUCAGAGAAGGUACGGUGUGACCCGCACAGUGGUGACCACUUCUGGUACACAGUUACCCAUCAUUCGCCACCCCCUGCACACAUCAGUAACCCAGCUACCCCUUAUUCACCACCAGCUUCACACAUAUCCACUAGAUGGUGGGCCGGACCACUCACCAAGCCGAGGUGAUAAAGAUGGCUCAUCAUCCCUUCCAGCUUACGUCUUCACAGACGACAACAACAUUAACUCCAAUGGCUCCGGGUUUGCUGAGACCGAAACAGGUGGCGAGGCAAACGUCAGCCGCAAGAAGACUGCAACAAAGAGUCGCCGCUGGCGCCGCAAGCGGCACCACAAUCGAGGUGGGAAGAGGCGCCGUGGCCGCAAGGGAGGGAAACGCAAGGGAGCUACCCCUCAGUAAUGUACCAUUUUAGAGGGGUCUGGUUUCCCCUCUCCCAGCAGCGGGAGGGAAAGAACUGAGGACCAGUUCACUACCUGUAUAAAUCACUGCCUACCUUACCCUCUCCUUUCCCUAUUUACCUCUCUCACUGCCUGUGUGAAUCUCUGCUGCCUACUUCUAAUCUAUCUUCCACUCCAUGCCGCAAAACAUUACUUACCAAAAAUUAACAUGCAAUAGUAUUGCCAAUCAACAACAGCUACUUAUACAUAUGUUUGUUGCAUAUUUGUUUAUAAGUGUGUAUGACUGCAGAAAAAUAUUAUUAUUAUUAUUAUUAAUUAUUAUUAUUAUUAUUAUUAUUAUUAUUAUUAUUAUUAUUAUUAUUAUGUUCCUGGGGAAGUGCUAAACCCAUAGGGGUGACACAGCGCCUCGGGAAUGGGAGGAAAUCAUCUUUCAUCCAAGGAAGGGAAGAGUAGCUUCAUUCCCGUGGAUCAAGAGCCUUUCACUGGAUCGUGCCUGAGACCAGCACCUAGUGAUGUAGUGUGUAAUCUUUCUAUAAAUGUUUUUUUUUUUUAAAAACAGCCCUGCCAUGUAAACUUUAUAACUUGAAUAAAACACUGAAACACGA